Molecule: messenger RNA, 1455 nt
Organism: Penicillium bovifimosum
Lineage: Eukaryota; Fungi; Ascomycota; Eurotiomycetes; Eurotiales; Aspergillaceae
Exons: 6
Coding region: 1-1455 (484 amino acids)
Biological process (GO): transmembrane transport
Cellular component (GO): membrane
Molecular function (GO): transmembrane transporter activity
Source: RefSeq, a predicted model, not a curated record
AUGGAUGAUAAGAUUGAUUUCACCGACAAAUGCGAUACCGAAGACUGUGGCUUGGGUAUUGUUGAGAUGGACGACAAGACCUUGCUACGCAAGGUUGACUGGCACCUCCUGCCCAUUAUGUUCCUGACCUACUUUUUACAGAUGAUUGACAAGAUUUCCAUCAAUUAUGCAAAUGUUAUGGGUCUCCAGGACGAUCUGCAUAUGACCGGGAAUGAUUUCCCCUGGCUCGCAACGGCCUUUUUUAUUGCAUAUGCCGUGGCAGAGAUACCCCAGGGCGCUCUCCUCCAGCGAUUCUCUGUAACGAAAGUGCUUGGAGCAAAUGUGUUCUGCUGGGGAAUCAUUCUGUGUUGCUCUUCCGCCGCCAAGAAUUUCUCUCACAUGCUCGCCUUGCGAAUUCUGCUAGGCUUGAUGGAAGCUGUGAUAGCACCCUCUCUCACAAUGUACACAAGCAUGUGGUACACGCGUGCAGAAUCAACACCACGAUACGGACUCUGGUACUGCGGGUUGGGCGUCGGACAGAUUGUUGGAGCUCUCAUCUCCUUCGGUGCCCAACAUGCCCCUACCAGUAUGUCAUUUGGCGGCUGGCGCAUCAUGUUUGUGGUAAUUGGUGUAGUCAACAUCUUGGUUUCUCUACUUGUGAUUUUUGUUCUACCCGACAAUCCGGAAAAGGCCAAGUUCCUUACAGAGACAGAGAAACAACGAAUUGGCCAACGACUAACAGAUGACCAGUCUGGGGUUGGGUCCAAAGUUUUCAGAUGGCGGUCGGUUCUCGAGGCGUUCGGGGAUCUCCAGACUUGGCUUCUUGUCUUGCUCACUAUUCUUAUAACAAUUCCAAGCGGCGUGAUCACAACAUUCUCCGCAAUCUUGAUCAAAGGAUUCGGAUACAGCUCAAAGGAAAGUGCACUUCUCAAUAUGCCCUCUGGAAUCGUGAGUAUUGUGGCAACUAUGGUUUCUACGUUCGCGAUUUCAAGGGGGUUUUCGCGCUGGCUAGCCAUUGACUUGCUAUUGAUUCCGACAUUACUAGGAUCUUGCUUGAUGUCAUUUCUUCCGCCCGACAAUCAAACUGGCUGUCUAGUGGGAAUCUAUCUGGUGAACACGACGGUCGCUCCCUUGGCAUUGAUUUAUGCAUGGACUGGGGCCAAUUACAAGGGCUACACUAUGAAGGUUUCUGGUGCCGCAAUUGUGUCUGCUGGCUUUAGUAUUGCGAACAUUAUUGGGCCGCAAACUUUUCAAGCCAAGGAUGCUCCGCAGUAUAUACCGGCAAAGAUAACAAUCGUUGCCAUUAAUGCUGCGGCAAUUGUAGUGUCAACUGCCCUGCGCAUCAUGUAUGGAAGACGCAACACCGCUGCAGAUCGAUUGGGCACUCCAGCGCGUAGUCUUGUUGAAACACGACUGGCUGGGAAGAGAGGUGUUCAAGAUGUUUAUCCUGAUGAGAAUUUCCGCUACGUGUAUUGA